Neodiprion fabricii is the source of this 2403-nucleotide messenger RNA. Its product is annotated as prostatic acid phosphatase-like. Gene Ontology annotation, biological process: dephosphorylation. The record is from RefSeq and is a predicted model, not a curated record. The transcript has 8 exons. Gene Ontology annotation, molecular function: phosphatase activity. NCBI's taxonomy places the organism in Eukaryota, Metazoa, Arthropoda, Insecta, Hymenoptera, Diprionidae. Bases 773 to 2047 code for a protein of 424 amino acids.
UUGGAAUAACAAUUACUCGGGUUUCGUUCAAUUCAAAUGCUUGUAGCGGUGUUUAUGCAUGGAGGUUUAUAGGUUACGAUUGCCGCCCUUCUUUGUUUACAUUUUAUAGCGAAAAUUUCACUUUUUUCCGUAGGAGGUGCGCAAAUCGCAAUUAGACAGUUCUUACGUUACCUGAAAACUGGGGAGAAGCAUUAUCGCAGAGUGUGGUCGCGUUUCUACCACUACGUGGAUUGUUUUUGCUCGCCUCGGGAAAGUGAAGUAGGCCUACAUUUUUGCAAUAGUAUAUUCAGUUUACCUUGGGUGCUAUUCGGUACAACAUGAGUUGGCAUCGUUCUCGUUCGAGACAGAUGCCGUCGCGUUAGCUCUGAUAAAACAAUUAGAGAAAAUUCUAUUUGGCAUCAAAGUAUCGACAAAAUUAGAAAUCAUCAGCUAGAUAAUAUGGUAAGCAAUCUAAUCGAUGAAUUAGAAGUAUCACAUGUUUAGUAUCAAAAUCCGUGUAGCUAAAAAUAACUUAUCCCAAUGAUGGUGACACGGUCGAGGGUUGGGUCGCCGUGUUUACACACUUCAAUAAACAAUUAGAUAAUUUAGAGACGUCGAUAUUGUUUAGCUAUCCGUAAGUGCAAAACCGCGGAAGUGAGUGGUGGGAGCAGUUUAUCACCUCGCAGAAAAUUUCUCCAGCUUGACGGAUUCGUAUCUCUGGUGCACACAUGUAAUUUACCAUAUUUUAAAAUAUACCGGAUUUCCAUUUUUGUUCGCGAAUACUCGUUGCAAUAUGCGAACCGUCGAAGCGGUCGUAGCGGUGGUGACCACUUGCAUUGUUUUCGGCGCCUCAUCGGCCUACAGCAAAAAUGUUGAUCUAGGAACCAUAGUCUUCGCAAACAUUCUCUUCAGACAUGGAGACCGGACACCUGUCGACCCUUAUCCCACUGAUCCUUGGGGUAACGAAACCUUAUGGCCUGUACCUUUUGGUCAACUUACCAAUGUUGGAAAAAGUCAGCAUCUCAGGCUUGGUCGUUGGUUUAGAGAACGUUAUUCGCAUUUAGUGCCAGAAUGUUAUACUCCUUAUGAUGUAUAUGUACAAAGUACAGACAUUGACAGGACGCUGAUGUCCGCAGAGGCUAAUUUGGCUGGUCUUUAUCCACCUGAAGGAGAUCAAGUUUGGGACAAACUUAAGUGGAUGCCUAUACCGGUCCAUACUAUACCUGAACUUGAGGACAGCUUGCUGGCAAGCAAAAAAUACUGCCCAAAGUAUGAAAUGGAGUUGCAAAAUGUUAUGAACUCCCCCGAGAUCAGGAAAAUUGAUCAUGAUAACCAAGAACUGUACAAUUAUUUGAGCAAAAAAGCUGGUACUAUGGUUCAAUCUGUCAGUGACGUUAAUGGCAUAUAUAAUACGCUAUUUAUUGAGGUUCUGUAUAACCGCACCUUGCCCGAGUGGACAAAAUCUGUAUAUCCAGAUAAAUUAAAACCUUUAGCAGAUUUUAGUUUUACUGUAGAAGCUCACAAUAAACUACUCCAAAGAUUGAAGUCAGGACGAUUAUUAGGUGAAAUGGUAGAUCACCUAGUAAGCAAAUCAAAAAAUGCACUAUUCCCGAAUAGAAAAAUAUGGAUAUACAGCGCCCAUGAUACAACAGUGGCAAACUUUUUGAUGACAUUAGAUUUAUUUGAGCCACACUGUCCCCCGUAUACGGCGACUGUUCUUGUGGAAUUGAGAGUGAACUCACUGAAACAGUAUAUUGUAACGAUUUCGUACAAAAAUACGUCCGCUGAACCGAGGCUGUUAACUUUGCCAGGCUGUGAGGUCGCGUGUCCAUUAGGGAAAUUUGUAGAAUUAACUAACGACAUGAUACCAAAAGAUUGGGCAAAAGAAUGUCUUCUAGGCUGGGAACAAUACGCACACAACAUUACCAUGCCAUCUAUAUUUGGUAUUUCAAUAUUGUUGCUGGUCAUCAUCGUAUUACUAGGUUUGUUAAUCAUCGGCGUUGUCUACUAUCACCGCAACUGUGAUAGUAACCGUUAUUACUUUAAGUUGACGACAGAUCCUAUUUAAUUUAAUAAUAAAAUCCGACUUAUGAUUAUUGCGGAUACUAACACGGGCAUUGGAAUAAUUUAGUAUUAUAAAAAGAAAAUUUUCCAGUGUGAAGUUCGUCCCUUAUUUUUAUUGAUCGUUGAACACACGCUCAACUUUAUUCACAGGAUCAGCACAAAAGUCACCUGAUAUGACGCGGUCAUUUUGUACUCGAAAUUUUUCAUGAUAGUGCAAUUUGAGUAAGUUAGGUGUUAUGGGUUAAUUCAACUUUCAACUUGGCUGUAAAAAACAAAUUUUAUUUACAUUAUAAUAAAUAUAAAACAGAGACGACAAAAUUAAGAUUUAGUGACACAAAGUGGUAUUCUAUAAAUGAUUUU